AUGGAACCGAGCUUGGCCACUAUGGAACCGAGUUUGGCCACUAUGGAACCGAGCUCGACCAACAUUGGCCAACGAUCAGCCAACACUAUAUCGGGACGCCGCGCAAGCACACUUAGAAAAAACCACUUUUAUAAUAUACGGCGAGCUAUCAUCUACUAUCGUGAACAUUAUAUAUUAACCAACAACGAAAACUGUCAGCUGGCUGACUUCACUAUACUUACCACCGGUUCGGUACUACAUACAGACAGUUCAGAGUAUUCGCGAGAACUACGUUCAGACUAUCCGUGUGUAGUCAGCGAGCUGGAGCGAAUGCCUCACGUACAACUUGCUACUACUGCGGCUAGGGCAUAG
Messenger RNA from Danaus chrysippus (African queen), 351 nucleotides. The record is from the annotation of a GenBank genome assembly. Lineage: Eukaryota; Metazoa; Arthropoda; Insecta; Lepidoptera; Nymphalidae.